CCCACUUCCAUCUGAACAUACAACCCGAUUUUUCUCACCCGUCGAGAACCAACUUCUGGCGACAACUUUGGAGAAGCCUCAACCGAGGCAAUGAGAGGCUUAUGGGCUCAAGCGUCUCGACCAAGACUGAGAAGCUCUCACUACCUCUCGUCGACCGACUCCCUCAGCUCUACGCUUGUGCGAAAGACCACCACACGCCCUCCUAGACGUCGGCCAGGCUUCGGUGACGCAUUUACCGUCCUUUUGACCCCUGUCCUUGCGGCCGCACUGUUCGUGGAUACUAGUUGGAAGGCGAAGCAGCGGAAAGAUUGGGAUGACAGACUUGCUGCCAUCGACAAUGAGAUAGAUUCACUCAAGGAGCGGGAACGGCAGCUCCGGAGCACCCUCCAGCUCCGCAAAACCUUGUCUGGACUAUCUCAGCAGCGAAGACAUUAUGCUACAGCCGUGCAAGCACGGAUGCAAGAGGACGAAGUCCCAGGCGACAUUGAGAUGCCAAUAUGGCCGGCGGACCUGGGCCAGGAAGACGGCGUAUUACAAGACGAUGAAAUACCGAUACGGCAAGUUCUCUCUGCACGCGAGUUUUCCGCCGAACAGUUAUCCAACUUCAAGCGUUACCAUCGCCUGAACGCAAUCACACUAGCUCUCAGGAUGCUCCUGCAUCUCCGCGUCGGACCCAACCACUUCUACUCGAUUGUUCCAUCGGACGACCCAGCAGACGGUGCAGCCGCUGAAACUCCUGGGGAUAUUGGCCCCCUUUCGGACACCAAUCGCUUGGCCGAGAUGCUCGCUCUGACACGAAAGCAGAUGCGUUCUCUAGGAAACCUCGAAGACCUUUUCUAUGUGGCACCUCGGAUCCAAGCACAAGCUGCUAGAGGCGGCCUUCAGCAAGCCAUAAAAGAGUUAACGGCAGAGUUCGAUGCUGGGCGAAUAUCACUGACUGGGCUAAUUGACGGUUAUGGAAAAGCGGUUCUUCACACGGAUGAAGUACCCUCUGUCUCGGUUUACGUUAUGCUCAUUCGGUCUCUUUCCAAAGUCGGAAGCCACAGCUUAGCCUACCAUGCCGUUGCCGCCCUGAAGAGGAGUACGCUACCACUUUCGGACCCUGCAAUCUUUUAUAUGCUGCUGCAAAUCGGCCGAGCCUGCGACUCUCGCUCACUAAAUCAUAUGCUGCAUUUCAUCGCCAAGGCAGAUAACCCACUCAACGUGAUUCACAGGUGGGAAAAGACACGCGUCAAUGGAAUGGACCUUCCUGUCCCGACGACUCUGAAUCCACGCCUUCUCAUGGUUUUGGUGUAUGCAUCCCUGAGGUGCGAGCAACCGACACGGGCUGAAGCUUGGUUGACGCUCCUCCGUGAAGCCGACUAUGGGAGCAUGUGGAAAGAUGACCUGUUCCGAAGCUUCCUAGCCUACUACUCUCAGCACGGGAACUGGGAGGAGGGUAAAAAAUGGUUACAGCGGUCUGUGAAUCAUGCAUUGUCAAUUGCGAAUCAGUCGAUUGAUCGAUUAGCACGCGUGAUAUACCGUAUGCUGGAUCUGUGUGUGCGCUGCCGCAAACUUGCAGAAUAUACCACAAUCCUCGAUGCCGCAGUUGAUGCAGGUAUUGGGCCGCCACUUGUUGAUAAAACUCAGAAUGAUCGCAGGACAUUUCACCCACGGACUCGAAGUAUUCUGCUAGAGUGGGAAUCGCUCCCUCUACCGGACAACGUCGAAGAGUGCCCCGCGCAGGAAAAGGCAAGGUCAUUUCAAUUGGCAUGCAGAUCCUUAAUGGAGGAGCUUUCCGGAAAGCCUCAAAAUGCUCAGAGCUCCCAAGAGAACAUGGAAAGCGAGCUGGUUCUGAUGGCACCUACGGCGCAGAGCCCAAAUCUUCGUUAUGCUGUGCGAAGACCGACACCGGGCUCCCCCGCGACUAGUGGCGGCGAAUAUUCCUCGGCUGAGCUGGACAGAUUGCAAAGCAAGUUUACCCAGCAGGAAGCCACUAUUCUACAAUUGAAAACGAAACUGGACCUUGCUGAACUCCGACAGAAGUCUUAUCAAGAAGAAUCAGCCCAAAGGGCACAAAGAUGGAUCAAAAGCACUUCCGCCUUGGCAGAGGAGCUACGAGAAUCGAAAGAAGGUUAUGAAAAACUUCAGAAGCUGAAUGAACUUUACGAAGAAGAACGCGCACACAUGCGAGCGGAGAUGUCAGCUCUGAAGGCUGUUGCCGAACAAUUGAUGCAACAACGACAACAGCAGCCGAAACAGAACACCUCAAUUGCCACGGAGCUGUCGCCGGAGGAAAAGGAUGAAGAGAGUGAACGGCACAGGAUAGGGACAGAGGAGGAAGUGUCGACACCAUCCGAGCCAAAACGAGCAUCGAUCAAAGUACAAAACACGCCGGAAACCAGAAUUCCAACCAAAGCAGUCGAAACCACUAACACUCGGAGACACCGUUCCAAGGUUGGACCCAUUCUGACGGCUUCCGGAGAGGUCAAAAUUCAGACGUACUCGAAAAGUUUUGACAAGGAUGUCAGACCGAGGACGUUUAAAAGGGUUCAGGUCAAGAUGCAACCGGCUGCAAACUCAUCUUCGAUGCGUUGAUGAGAAGUCUAAAGUCUCCCCGCUCCGAUCACGAGUUCGCCGACUCGAAGUUGCCGCAGGGCAUCAGUCGUCAUAAAUGCUCGACGCCACAGAUGAAGCUGAUAAGCUGCUUUGCACCAAGUCUAACAGACCACCUGGAUCUGGCUCAAAUGUCCUCGCGACACCACGGCACAACUGACAUCAGGCCACACCCAGAAGUGGUCAGCCCUAUAUCUAAGUACAUGGUUGGGCUUUCCACGUUGGCUCGACCAUCUUCUAGGUGAUGUCGUGGCCAAACACUCAUCGGCCGUUGUCGCUCUGCCAGUUCCCCUUUCAUCUCGACACUCGUGGUGAAUCUGUGGAGUAGCAAGAAACGGGGUUGGCUUGUACGACACAACAUGACAUCUAGCCAGGAAGAGAGGACGAGAUCCUCGAAAAGGUGUCCAGAACAGGGAGGGAUAUAUAUAUAUAUAUAUGCAAAUCACUCCUGGGAGGGAAGAACAGAAGGAAGAAGUAGCAUCAUGGAUCCUUCCAGCACAUGCACAUGUACAUGCAGGACCUCUUGAGAGAGCGCAAACAGGAUCAAGCACCGCGCAAACAGGGCACUUGGAUGGACGUAUACUCUGUGGCCCGAUACGUUACUGUGCCCUUGACCCAGAAAGGUGUGUACCGUACCUUACUAUGUAAUACAGGGGGAAAUCCAAUAAAGCAACAUAUAUGCAAAAAUCAUUGAACGAAUGGAAU
This is a messenger RNA of Cladophialophora immunda, 3300 nucleotides long. RefSeq lists its product as uncharacterized. The transcript has a single exon. Bases 91 to 2577 code for a protein of 828 amino acids. NCBI's taxonomy places the organism in Eukaryota, Fungi, Ascomycota, Eurotiomycetes, Chaetothyriales, Herpotrichiellaceae. The record is from RefSeq and is a predicted model, not a curated record.